Molecule: messenger RNA, 998 nt
Organism: Camelina sativa (false flax)
Lineage: Eukaryota; Viridiplantae; Streptophyta; Magnoliopsida; Brassicales; Brassicaceae
Product: B3 domain-containing protein At3g06220-like
Molecular function (GO): DNA binding
Source: RefSeq, a predicted model, not a curated record
CCCAAGCUACUAAAUCUCUUUUUCAAAUCCUAAGAAAAAAUAAAGAACAAAAUAGAAGAAAGUGGUAAGAGCAAUGCUACUUUCUCAUUGGCUGUACCAAGAGAAAGGACAUACAUUAACUGUGUUCUGCUACCAUUUCUCUCUCUCUCACUUUGAUAUCCCUCUCUCAAUUCCUCUUGUUCGUAUCACAAUCAAAGAGAAGACUAGAAAGACUAGCUUCUUGUUCCUACGACCUCCAUGGCUUCCGGUGAUGUUCUUCCUCGUUUCUUCAGUGUCUAUUUUCCUCGUUUCUUCAGUGUCUAUCUUUCCCAUUACAGCUCUGACUCCUUGAUGAUACCAGUUUCGUACUACGAACACUUGCCGCGUCCGUUGCCCAAGACUGCCAUUCUCAUGGGAACUGGUGGAAAGAUUUGGAAAGUAGCAAUGAAGAGCAGGCAAGAGCAAGUGUAUUUUGAACGAGGCUGGACCAAUUUUGUGGCGGAUAAUGACCUCAAAGAUGGUGAGUUCUUGAGUUUUGUCUUUGAUGGUUACAGACGCUAUGAAGUGAGUAUAUUCGGUCACGGAGGCUGCAAGGAGAUUCGUGCAGCCGUUGAAGUGGAAGAAAUCUCUGAUGGGUCAGAGAGUGAGAACAAUGAGGGUUCUCUUGAAAGCGUCAUACUAGAAGAGGAAGAAGAGAUCAAUGAUGCUGAUCAGACAAAGAGUGACCCUGACUAUUCUCCUGAUAGUCCAGACACAACAACGAUCUCUGUUGAAUCUGCUGAGGUGUUCAAUUAGUCCGCCACCACAAGCAGGAAGAGAGGUUAUAAGAAACAUUAUCCUUAAAAACGUUUACUUGUUAGGAUCAAACUCUUCUCUGUUUCAGCUUUGUUAGGAUUAAUUAAACUCUGUUUGAGUCUUGUUAUUCUCACUCUUUGUACUCUCUCUCUCAAUGAGUAGCACCUCUUAAACUUGCUUACUCUUGGGAAUCUUGCUUCUCUUUUCUAAUAUGAUCUAACUUU